Messenger RNA from Glarea lozoyensis ATCC 20868, 1365 nucleotides. RefSeq lists its product as uncharacterized. The transcript is spliced from 6 exons. NCBI's taxonomy places the organism in Eukaryota, Fungi, Ascomycota, Leotiomycetes, Helotiales, Helotiaceae. The record is from RefSeq and is a predicted model, not a curated record. Bases 1 to 1365 code for a protein of 454 amino acids.
AUGUGCUAUAGCGAAAAAAAGUCACUAGAAGUUCUCUUCGACGAUACGAAAGCUCUCGAAGAUGACGAAUUGUACGAAGAGAGUACACGUGAGAGAGCUUCAGAUGAAGUAACACUCGAUCGCCCUGAUUGGGCCGCACCCUCUGUCGAUGAUGAUGUCAACGAUACCUUCUCAAAGACCUUCGCCUUAUCAGAGAAGGGUAACGAUAUAGAUAUUUGGAGAUUUCGUAAAGAUAAAAUGUUGAACUCGUCGGGAAGUCCUGCGAUAAAAGCUGUAGACUCGAUCUAUAGUUCCAAUGAUAGCGUUCAACUCUUUCUAAUAGGUCAAAAAAACUCCUAUGCUCGACUCAAUAUCAAUAUUACCUUGUUUGGAUACUUGAUGCAUAAAUACAGAGUUUUCGAACGUUUUUGGGAUUUUGUCGCCCCAUUCAGCGUCAAGAGCAGAGAGUCUGAUAUUGGGCACGCACCUUUUAGAUUUCAUCAAUCUGAACCUGUCGUUCUCGAGUCUCUUAUGACUGAUGUGAAGUUAGGAUCAUUUGAAUGCGCCUACGGUUUUCGAUAUGUUGAGUUGAACAAUAGAACGACGCAAGUAGAAGAGGAUCCUGACUACGAUCCGUGGUCUGUUAGACAGACUACCGUUUAUCAGCAGUACGAUAGCGCACAUGACAGAAACGUUUUCUUUCUUAUAUGUCCCUCGCAGAGAGUAAAACAGGCUCUGAAAGUAGCGCUUACUCGGCGGGCCGAAAGCAAUGUGCCUCUUAAUGCGUUCGAGAUGCAUCGCAUAGUUCUUUGUACACUGCACGAUAAUUGGAGAGCAUACUUGAGAAGCGUUGAAAAAGAACUGGCUAAUUUGUCUGACAAGGUUACUCUAACACAAGUCCGAAGCGAAUCAGAGCGCCUAAGUCCAUUGAUGGACUUCACUGUUAAUUUUAUCGAUCGCCAGAAGCUGAAAUUGAUAGAAGAUAAAAUCCUUGACCUUCAAAUCAUCUUUGAGUCUCUCCAGAAUACUGUCGCCAAAAUGCAACGCCAAUGUAAAGUGCAUUGUAUGGCUGAGAGGUGUAAGAGGUGUACGUGCUCGUCGAUCGUGGAGGAGUUGGAAGAGCAAAGACACGAGAUCGACGUCAAUUUAAAAAAGUCAGAGACCUUGCUAAAAAGAGCACAAGGCACUGCUCAUUUGUUGUCUGAUCUUCUAGACUAUGAAAACGCCCAGAUUGCACAUCAUAACGAAGUAUCUCUCAACAAGCUUGUGCAAGAAUCGAAAGACGAGAACAGCAGGAUGAGAUUAUUGACACAGGAACGAAGUGCCCGAGAUGCAGCCGGUAAAACUUUCCAAAAACUGCCUACAAUUUGUUCUAACUUCGUAUAG